Molecule: messenger RNA, 2256 nt
Organism: Coffea eugenioides
Lineage: Eukaryota; Viridiplantae; Streptophyta; Magnoliopsida; Gentianales; Rubiaceae
Product: ABC transporter G family member 6
Exons: 1
Coding region: 1-2256 (751 amino acids)
Cellular component (GO): membrane
Molecular function (GO): ABC-type transporter activity; ATP hydrolysis activity; ATP binding
Source: RefSeq, a predicted model, not a curated record
AUGUCUUCUUCCGGGGGUGAUAACGUGUCCACUGCCAGUGACCUUCCAUUUUUGGGCCCGAGACAGGCCAUGGAGCUCCGAGAAUACAGCCGAAGACCCAGGCAUCAUGUAUCGCCUACGCUCGGCGAGCUACUGCGGCGAGUAGAACAUUCUACCAGUGAUCAGGGAAGCACUUCUUCUGACCACGCCCAUGUUUUUGAACUUGAUCAAGAUCCCUCUCCCAACACUACCACUACUCCAUUUCCUUUUGUUCUUUCCUUUCGCGACCUCAGUUACAGCGUGAAAGUCCGCCGCGAAAUGCUACUGCCCGGAUUCCUCAGGAGGAGGACUUCCUCACCAGAUGUGCCAGCGGACGUCGGGGUCGACAGUCAAACUAACAUGAAGAUCCUGUUGAAUAACAUAUCCGGCGAGGCCAGGGAAGGUGAGAUUUUGGCUGUACUCGGAGCCAGUGGAUCUGGAAAAUCAACUUUGAUUGAUGCUCUGGCGGAUCGCAUAGCACGAGAGAGUCUCAAAGGGACAAUCACCUUAAACGGCGAAGUUCUGGAGUCCAGGCUUCUCAAGAUCAUGUCGGCAUAUGUCAUGCAAGAUGACCUCUUGUUUCCCAUGUUAACCGUGGAAGAGACCCUCAUGUUCUCGGCUGAGUUCCGGCUUCCACGGUCUUUAUCCAAGUCUAGGAAGAUGGCAAGAGUUCAAGCACUGAUCGAACAACUAGGCCUCAGAAGCGCGGCCAAGACUGUUAUUGGAGAUGAAGGCCACAGAGGAGUUUCGGGUGGAGAACGACGCCGCGUUUCCAUCGGGAUUGACAUAAUUCAUGACCCUGUGCUGUUGUUUCUUGACGAGCCCACCUCGGGGCUUGACUCUACCAGUGCCUAUAUGGUGGUGAAGGUCUUGCAAAGGAUUGCCAGGAGCGGAAGCAUUGUGAUCAUGUCAAUUCACCAACCCAGCUAUAGAAUUCUCAACGUUCUGGACCGUUUGAUUUUCCUUUCACGUGGCCAGACGGUGUUUAGCGGCGCUCCAGCUAGUCUUCCGCAAUUCUUUGCUGAAUUCGGUCACCCUAUUCCACCAAACGAAGACAGGACCGAGUUUGUCCUUGAUCUGGUUCGCGAGCGUGAAGGUACCUCCGGGGGGACUAAAACUUUGGUUGAUUUCAACAAGUCAUGGCAACUCAGGGAGAACAGGAAUCCUAGUAACACCUAUAUGGGGAAUGGAACAGCCACCCCAUCACUCAUAGAUGCCAUUAGUUCAAGCAUUUCCAAGGGGAAAUUAGUCUCCGGAGCAACAAGCAACGACGCUAGUCUGGCAUCAGUACCCCGGUUUGCGAAUCCGUUUUGGAGUGAGAUGAUAGUUAUUGCCAAAAGAUCAAUCUUAAACUCUAUAAGAGCUCCGGAGCUCUUCGGAGUUCGGUUGGGUGCUGUUAUCGUGACGGGAUUCAUUCUAGCCACUAUCUUCCGCAAGCUAGAUAGUUCCCCUAGAGGCAUCCAAGAGAGAUUAGGCUUCUUUGCCUUUGCCAUGUCCACAACAUUUUACACGUGCGCGGAAGCCAUUCCAGUCUUUCUUCAGCAGCGCCACAUCUUCAUGCGAGAGACGGCUUACAAUGCUUACCGCCGCUCAUCUUACGUCCUUUCCCACUCUAUCCUAUCCAUCCCGUCCAUAUUAAUCCUCUCCAUCGCCUUUGCCGCAAUAACCUUCUGGGCUGUUGGAUUAGCAGGCGGAAUAUCAGGGUUCCUGCUCUUUUUCCUUUUCACCGUGGCGGCAUUCUGGGCCGCAAGUUCAUUUGUCACGUUCCUCUCCGGAGUGAUAUACAACGUCAUGGUGGGAUACACCGUGGUCGUCGCAAUUCUAGCCUAUUUUCUUCUGUUCAGCGGGUUCUUUAUCAGCCGGGAUCGGAUUCCACCUUACUGGAUAUGGUUCCACUAUGCUUCUCUGGUGAAGUAUCCCUACCAGGGCGUGCUACAAAAUGAGUUCAGUGACCCGACCAAAUGUUUUGUGAGGGGGGUUCAGGUGUUCGAUGCCUCACCCCUGAGGGAUGUCCCUGAUUCAAUGAAGCUGAAGCUGUUGAAGUCCAUGAGCGAUACAUUGCACGUGAACAUUACGCGCUCGACAUGCUUGACAACAGCCUCAGAUAUACUGCACCAGACUGGGGUCACUGAUCUCGGCAAAUGGCCUAGCUUUUGGGUCACAAUUGCAUGGGGAUUUUUCUUCAGAGUCCUUUUUUACUUUGCCUUGUUAAUUGGAAGCAAAAACAAAAGGAGGUGA